Messenger RNA from Fusarium venenatum, 1017 nucleotides. Its product is annotated as Alpha/Beta hydrolase protein. Gene Ontology annotation, biological process: biosynthetic process. The record is from RefSeq and is a predicted model, not a curated record. Lineage: Eukaryota; Fungi; Ascomycota; Sordariomycetes; Hypocreales; Nectriaceae.
AUGACCCCAUUGGCAGGCAUGUUGCUGACUGUUGUUAAUCAACAUCGUCAGCGUUUGUCCCCGUUCCCCGCAUCCAUCGCGGCCGUCCUUCGCGCAUUUCUUGACAGGGGCGUGGCUUCACAAGUGGUUGCCGGAUCUCCUAGCUACGAAACUCAGUAUCCUGGCAUCGUCAUUGCACGAUCGAAAGACGGCAUUUUCACACCUUCAACUAUUUCCCAUCUGAGUUCGCGAACGUUCAUAACGAGAUCAGAGAUGGCGCAGUCCAACCCUAUGCUGAUCCAGCCGGCACCGCCAGGCUUCAGGCGGUCACCUCUGGUAUUGAUUCACGACGGAGGAGGUUCAGUCUUCAACUACUUCCUCCUCAAAUCGCUCGGACGUGCCGUGUAUGGCAUCUACAACCCUCGGACAGGCGACGGAGAGCAAUGGCCGGGCGGCAUCACCGAAAUGGCUCGCGAGUACUGCCAGAUGAUACUCCGGGUCGUGGCUGAGGGCGAAAUCCUCAUUGGAGGAUGGUCUUUAGGUGGCAUGGUUGCGCUUGAGGCAGCGCACAUCUUAGCCCUCAUGCCGCGCUGUCCCAUCAGAGUCAGGGGAGUCGUCAUGAUAGACACCGACUUCCCACACGGUCCAUCAACCAGCGAAAAGAAGUCAGCCGAAACGCGUGUGGCCAACUCCAAGGCCGCAAUGGGACAGCACGUCAAACCGGAGAUACGACAAGCCGUCGAGCGCUCAAUGGAGCAAGCGGCCAAGUUGAUCGACGAAUGGCAACCACCCAUAUGGACAGCACCGAUUGUACCACCGCGAACUGUGCUCAUUCGCGGGCGAGAGAAGAUGGAAGAAAAUGACGUUUAUCGGGAAAAACGGGCACUGGGCUGGGAGAACUAUGAAUCGGACAUCAUGGCGGCGGUACUGGACGUGGACGGCACGCAUUACAGCAUGUGGGAGAAGCAACACAUCUCUACUGUGGAUCUGCAACUACACCGCGGCUGUACUUUGCUAGAGCAUUCUCCAAUGUACUAA